UAUUCUGAAGUCAAACAUUGAACACAACGGCUCUUUUAAGAGCCACCCACUGUCUCACUCGAGGAGAUGAAUUUCAGAAGUUAUAUCAAAUCAAACGAAAUACUGAGUAAGUCACGUUUUAUUAUCGCUGUUUUGUUUCUGAGAUCUCGUUCUUUAUUAACUGAUGAGAUUAAUCUGUUGUGUUAAACGCUUCUCUCGCUCGAAGAAGAAACUCCAUCAUAUCAACUAUAUAAACGUAAACACGCCCAAAGCUGCUGAAUAAAUCAUAAAAGGGUGAAAUGAUUUUCUGCUCGAACUCUUUAAGUGACUUUGAUGACACGAUGACGUAAUUCUUUUCUAGUGUAGAGUUAAUACAGAAAUAAAAGUUUUAUUUUAAUUCAAAUUCGAUAAAGAGCGGGAAGUGCAACAAUGGAAACUGAAUCGCUUGUGGGAGGGUCACCUUCAAACACGAGACUGUGGGCGGGAAACACUUUCAUUGGCUCUCUAUCCGACCCGUCAAACUAUGAGCUGACCAAUAAACACAUUUUAUGGGUUCGGCCGACGAAGACACGCAAUCAGACAACAGGCUCCGUUACGCUAAACAUUUGCAUGUGAGAGUGAAUAAAUACCACAGCGACGAGACUCUUCAACAUUCAGCAUUUACUCAUCUGUGAAGAAGCAUCAUGCCUGAACCAGCCAAACCCGCGCCCAAGAAGGGCUCUAAGAAGGCCGUCACCAAGACCGCCGUUAAGGGAGGAAAGAAGCGCAGAAAGUCCAGGAAGGAGAGUUACGCCAUCUACGUGUACAAAGUGCUCAAGCAGGUCCACCCCGACACCGGCAUCUCUUCCAAGGCGAUGGGCAUCAUGAACUCUUUCGUCAACGACAUCUUCGAGCGCAUCGCCGGUGAGUCGUCUCGUCUCGCGCACUACAACAAGCGCUCCACCAUCACGUCGAGAGAGAUCCAGACCGCCGUGCGUCUGCUGCUGCCCGGUGAACUCGCCAAACACGCCGUGUCCGAGGGCACCAAAGCCGUCACCAAGUACACCAGCUCCAAGUGAAUGAUGAUGAUGAUGAUGAUGAUGAUGAUGAAAACUCACGCGCUCUUCCUGCACAGAUGAUCUGAAGAAGAAUGACAGUAGGAGCAGCAAAC
This is a messenger RNA of Triplophysa dalaica, 1129 nucleotides long. Its product is annotated as histone H2B-like. The coding region runs from base 663 to 1037 and encodes 124 amino acids. Gene Ontology annotation, molecular function: structural constituent of chromatin; DNA binding; protein heterodimerization activity. Gene Ontology annotation, cellular component: nucleosome. The record is from RefSeq and is a predicted model, not a curated record. NCBI's taxonomy places the organism in Eukaryota, Metazoa, Chordata, Actinopteri, Cypriniformes, Nemacheilidae. The transcript has 2 exons.